AUGCAGGACGAAAGGGAAACAAGAGGGGACCGUGUGCGUCUAUGUAGAGGAAAGCAUAUGAUUUCAGUGUACAGUUUCCAUCCUUCUUACCACAGGCAAAAACACAUGUGGAUGAAAAUUUCCCUCAGAGGAGAAGUUCAAGCUGAGCAUCUUAUUGUUUUCCUUUCGUACUGCAUGUAUGUGAUACUGUGCUUACACUUUGUUCGCGCAACAUUGCCCCCUUUCCGCUCCCUUUCUCCCCUUCCAGUUCGGUCCCACCACAUGCUGCAUAUCUUUUUACCUUGCCGUACGCGUAUGUGGUGGUGGCUGUGUGGGAAAGAAGAAGAAGGCGUCGCGGUAGGGCGUGUUAUGUAUAUAUAUAUAUAUAUAUAUAACAAAUAUGCUACGCGUGCAGAAAUUAUUCCCUGCACAUUUUGGUUUUGCUCGUUUGGUUCAUUUUUUUGUUUUUACCUUUGCUCCUUGACUAGGCAUAACACAGCACGACUUGCAUUUAAAUAG
Messenger RNA from Trypanosoma brucei brucei TREU927, 498 nucleotides. RefSeq lists its product as hypothetical. The transcript has a single exon. Bases 1 to 498 code for a protein of 165 amino acids. Lineage: Eukaryota; Euglenozoa; Kinetoplastea; Trypanosomatida; Trypanosomatidae. The record is from RefSeq and is a predicted model, not a curated record.